AGGUUCCUUCUGAGUCAUGCAGGCAGAGUGGAAGUAACCCCUCCCACAGCCCUGGACUGUUAAAUAGCCCUGCUGCCUGCAUGUGCCCCUCUCAGAGCCAGCAGGAGCUCAGCAAAAGGAGGCCGAGGGAGGAAGGAAGGAGAAAGAGGGGGAGCUGGAGUGGGCACUCAUGGACCAGCCAAAGGGUAGCAAGCUGAGGAAGGGUUGCCGUCCCAAGUACAUCAUCACAGGAUUUCUCUUCGUGGGAGCUGUGAUUGCUUUAAUUGCCGUGGCUGUUUCACAGAACCAUCCUUCGACAAGGAAUAGUAAAUAUGGGAUUGUGCUGGAUGCUGGUUCUUCUCAUACCAAUAUGUAUAUAUACAAAUGGCCAGCAGAGAAAGAAAAUGACACCGGAGUGGUUCAGCAGGUAGAUGUGUGUGAAGUAGAAGGUCCAGGAAUUUCAGGCUAUGCCAGUGAUGUGGGAAAYGCUGGUCCUUCCYUAAAGCACUGCAUGGAUAAGGCAAARGAGAUAGUGCCACAGAGAAAGCAUCRUGACACACCUGUUUACCUGGGUGCAACAGCUGGCAUGCGGUUGCUGAGGAUGGAGAAUGCAAGUACUGCUAAAGAUGUCCUCUCCGGGGUAGAGGCAACAUUACGCUCAUACCCCUUCAACUUCCGUGGGGCCAGGAUCUUAAGUGGUGAGGAAGAAGGUGCCUAUGGCUGGAUCACUCUAAAUUACCUACUGGGAAAUUUCAAAGAGUCUAUCUGGCCUAAUUUUUUGCCCCGUCUCUUUGUCCGUCCUGGGACAAUAGGGGCUCUGGAUCUUGGGGGAGCUUCAACACAGAUCACCUUUGUGCCACACCAGAACAGCAUUGAGUCAUCUCAAUAUAUGUUGAAUUUCCAUUUGUAUGGAAAGACCUAUAGUGUGUAUACACACAGUUUCCUCUGUUAUGGAAAGGAUCAGGCACUCCGGCUCAAGAUACUGAAUGAAGUCAAGGGCUCAUCCACUGCCCAAAUUCAAGAGCCAUGUUUCCACAAAGGCUAUGAGAGGACUAUUAAUAUGAUUGACCUGAGCAAAAACCCUUGCACGGCAAGCAGUUUCCGCCCUAAAUCCUACACCAGUCUCCUCAUUGAGGGUACUGGGGAUUAUGAACAGUGCCUGAUUGGCAUUGAGGACAUCUUCAAUGGUGUUGGCUGCCCUUCUUCCAGCUGCUCAUUCAAUGGCUCUUUCUUGCCUCCACUGUCUGGCCAAUUUGGGGCAUUUUCUGCUUACUAUUAUGUAAUGAAAUUUCUGAACAUGACACAACAACCUAUGGAUGAAGUGAUAAAGGCACUGAAGAACUUCUGCUCCGAACCCUGGGCCAAGGUAAAGGCUGACCAUCCUAAGAUAAAAGAGAAGUACUUGAGUGAGUACUGCUUCGCAGGAACUUAUGUAAUCUCACUUCUCGGCAACAGAUAUAACUUCACUAAGGAGAAAUGGUCGGACAUUCAUUUCUUGGGAAAGAUUCGUGACAGUGAUGCUGGAUGGACUCUGGGCUACAUGCUUAACUUGACAAAUAUGAUCCGUGCAGAGCAGCCCUAUAUACGUCCACUUUCCCAUGCUGGCUAUAUUAGUAUCAUGGCCAUCUGCUCCACUAUGGUAGUGUUGCUGGUCCUCGCAGGGUUCAUAAUUUAUCGCAAACCGAAGUGCUUGAAAAAGGAAGCAAUUUAGAGCGGUAUAGUCCACAGCAAAAUUUCCGUGAGCUUCAGAACUUAGUGUUCUUCUUCUGAAGCAAAUGACUUUGUAUGAGGACUUCCUUGGCCACCUCCACUGGCACUCAAAGAUGCCAAAAACAGCAUGCUGCAAACUUUCUCCCAUCUUCCUUAUUUUGGAUAGGGGAUUGAUGAUGGAGACCUUGUGUGCCAUAUUAAAACAACAACUUCUCUCAGGUCCGUCCUUUCAUGUAUUGCCUUGGUCCCAAAAAUGCAACACAGGAGGCACCCUGUCGGGAACAACUGACUGAACAAUGGGAAGACAGACUGUGCCUGGCAGGUCCAGGUGAGCUCAGGGUUGUAUAUCUUUCGCACCUCUGGAAAGGUCAAUGGCCAUCUGGAAAUGCUACCUGUGGAUCUCCCCCAUUCAUGGUGAUUUAUCUCAAUCACCAUCCAGUCAUAAUUGAUUUAUGUGGACAUCUGCUGUGUGAAGACUUUUGGAGACUUUUUAUCAUAAACUGUCUAUGUGGCCAAUCAUUAGCUGGGAGAAGGGGAAGGAACCUUAAAUGUUCCCUUUCACAAGACUUUUGUGGAGAGAAUAUCCAACUGCCACUUGCCUGGAACCACUGAACGGAUCCACUGAAGGACCAAUGAACUCCAAGGCAAUGAACUAUCUGUGAAAUGUUUGGAUUAGUCAAUGUGAACCACAGCCAUCCGCUUUCUUUAGGUUGUGUAGACUACAGAAUCUGAGGCCAGAUGUUGCAGCCUCCCAAUGUUUCCAUGGGCAAAAUGAUCAGUCAAAAAUUGUGGGGUGGCGCUAGGGAAGGGGAGGUGGGAUACAUUCCUUGCAACUUCAUUUACAUGCAUGCAGUGGAGGAGCUAUGCGCAACAAAGGGCCUUUCCCCCGUAUUCCUAGGGAAAAAAAAUCUUUUUAGUGUGUCACUAAAAAUCUCACAAAGAUUAAUUGAUUUGCACUUUGAUGUUCAUGGAAAUAAGGGACUCAAGCAGUGAAGGACUUCCCAAUCUUCGUCUGAUCAAUAUGGCUGGAGUUUUCUCCCCAAUGAAUUGUAGCAAUCGACCAAAUGGAGCCAAGUAAUUUUAUUAGUGCCUCCAUAGGGCACACAUAUUAUUUAGAGAACAAUAAGUGGUACCUCUGAGCAUAUGGUCAUCCUUCGAAUUUGCUUCCCUUAUUAAGACUGGGUAUUCAGUUUUCUCACACAGAAAUAUCAUUCCAGUUUUCCCUCCAUUUUUAAAAUUUUAGCAUCUUUUGAAGGGCAUUUGGUUAUUUUACCAAUUAAUUGUUGAUCUACCAGGUCAACAUGAUAUUUAUUUUGACCAUUCCUGAUGGGGCACUGAUUGGUAAACAUAAUCUUUGUGUUGUCGAAAGCUUUCAUGGCCAGAAUCACUAGGUUGCUGUGAGUUUUCCAGGCUGUAUAAAAUGUUUCAGAAGCAUUCUCUCCUGACAUUUCACCCACAUCUAUGGCAGUCAG
Anolis sagrei ordinatus is the source of this 3161-nucleotide messenger RNA. It is a transcript of the gene ENTPD1, whose product is annotated as ectonucleoside triphosphate diphosphohydrolase 1. NCBI's taxonomy places the organism in Eukaryota, Metazoa, Chordata, Lepidosauria, Squamata, Anolidae. The record is from RefSeq and is a predicted model, not a curated record. Gene Ontology annotation, molecular function: hydrolase activity. Gene Ontology annotation, cellular component: plasma membrane.